Messenger RNA from Malaclemys terrapin pileata, 8764 nucleotides. RefSeq names its product armadillo like helical domain containing 4 (gene ARMH4). The record is from RefSeq and is a predicted model, not a curated record. The coding region runs from base 140 to 2530 and encodes 796 amino acids. The transcript is spliced from 8 exons. Lineage: Eukaryota; Metazoa; Chordata; Testudines; Emydidae.
UCUCCUCCCAGCCCAGCCCCACUGGCCAGGCGAGCAGCCGGCGGCGGGAUGCUGAGCGCUGGCCCGGAUCGCUUCCACUGUGCCUUGGCCGUGCUGCCCGGCUGAAGGGACACGCGGGGCCCAGGACUCACUUUCUGAAAUGAUCAACUCUGCAAAUUUCUGGGCACAUCUUUCUUCCGAUAUGAGCAGAUCAAUAAGAUUUCACAUUUGCAUGGUCCUAUGCAGCAUUCUGCUCAGCUCCACCAGCCUGCAAUGUCUAACCUUUCAGAAACCGGAGAAAGACACAGUACGGGUCCAACAAACUGCACUGGCAGGGAAUGGGCUAGAAGACAAGAGGAUGAGCAUGCAAAGCUUGGAAAAUAACGUAGGCCCUUCUGAGCAAUCGACCAGUGUUGCUGUCUCAGAAGAGCCAUCUGGAGUGUCAACAGAGCCAUCUGGGACUUCAUUAAACAAGAUCUUCACUGCUAAAGGAGAAACGCAGCACACAAGUCUUAGUGAUAAUCUUUUCAUAGGCAGUCAGAGCCUCGAUGUUUACCCCCCUACAGUGUCAAUGGUUGUGGCAGAUGAAAGUGAGUUCAGUCCUACUGGCUCAAGCAAAGAGUCGAGUGAAAAUGGGCUACUGAAGGCCAUGCUAACUACAGCUUUGACUACUCUCAAUCCGGACAUUGAGGCUGAUGUGCUCAGUAGUACUGUGUCCAAGACGACAGAAGGGGGUAGCACAGAGGCCGGACAUAGUUUUAUUAGUGACCUGGAUAAGCAUUUUUUUAGGAUGGAUGCUAUAGAAGGAGGGAAGAAUGCAGAUGGUAGUUCCGACCUCUCAGCUACACCCCAGCUUAGCAAUGAAGAAUUGCCAACUCUGCACCCCAGAACCCAAAACUUAGAAGUGGUGAGUGACUACCCCACAAGCCCUUUACUUUUGGCUCAUCAAACAGCUGAUUCUGAGCCUGGAACACUGAAGCCAAAUGUAGGGAGCCCUUGGCAGUUGACAGAUGCCCGUGCCUCUGCCCUCACUGCGAAACAGACAUUUGUAUCCACUGAUGCCUCCCUAAAUUUGGAAACAAAAACGGACAGCAGCCAAGGAAGCUUGCGAGUAGCAGCUAGUGCUGUCACAGGCGCUCCAGCCAUCUCUAUACUGAGUGAUGAUUGGGAUGAUACAAAAUUAGGAACUAUAAGUCAGGUAAGAGGCUCAAAGCAUGAGGAGGAAAAACAGAACGAUGUGAUAGCGGAACCUCCUUGGACAACGGGAGGAGAGGAUGAUGAAGAUGAUGUGAAAAGAGGCAUGCCGUUUACAGCUUCUGCAUAUGCAACAACCGUGAAACUAGAAAAAAACAUGUACACUGGGCCAGCACAGGUGUCCGUGCAGGGGGAGGUGAUGCCAACAGUUUCCGCUGGCCAAACUUCUGUUUAUCUCACAAGUCCCUUGGCAGAAGCUGAAGCGACUGCUAUAAACACAAAGGAAAAUACAGAACCAGUCACAAUGGAUGAUAGGAAAAGUGUCUCCUUGUCAUUGCCAGAGACUGUUACUAUGACGGACACAAAAUCCAAUAUCUUCCUUACCCUGGGAAAUUCAUUAAAAGGUGUUACCCAAGAGACGAUGACAGCCAGUCAAGAAACUGAUGCCACCUUGCCAGUCAUGACACCAGCAUGCUUUGCUGUACACGAGACCACAAGCGAAGCAAGCGUGACAGAGGAAGAAAGCAAGGGGGCAACCCUGAUACCAACUGUUUCUAGUGUAGCCCAGCUGUCGAAAAAGUCAGAACACUCAGCCACUACUGUUGCCUUUACUGCCACCCAUUUGUCUACUGCAAAAACCCCAGAUGCUGAAGUAGUCUUAACAGACCUGGUCACUGUCUCAGAUGAGGAAGCAGUCACUGCUCUUCCCGAAUCCUCAGAGACCCUCGCUGGAAUGAGAAUGCAGGUGGAGGAGCUGACCAGCAGAACUGCGACCCUAGCAACCCCAGCUUUGAUGGCAUCUUCUGUAAGGAGAACUGUUGUUCCAUCUGUGAGGCGGAUUAGCACAGCUGUCACCUACGGAUUGGACCGGCUGGAGUCGGAAGAGGGGGAGGAGGAGGAGGAUGAAGAAGAGGAUGAAGAAGAGGAAGAGGAGGAAGACAGAGAUACAGACUCAAUGGAGGAAAGCAUGGAGGGUGACACGGAGCUGCCAGGGUUCACUCUUCCUAGUGAAACUUCCCAAGAGCCUGUCGUUGGCAUAGGAGACUCUGCAGCCCAGUUGGCAGGGGUAUCUUACCAAGUUCCAGACACCAUUGAAUGGGAACAGCAAAACCAGGGCCUUGUGAGAAGCUGGAUGGAAAAGCUAAAAGAUAAGGCGGGAUACAUGUCUGGGAUGCUGGUUCCUGUGGGGGUUGGUAUAGCUGGAGCCCUGUUUAUCCUGGGAGCGCUCUACAGCAUUAAGAUCAUGAAUCGCCGAAGGAGAAACGGCUCCAAAAGGCAUAAAAGAAAGCAGAGGGAAUUUAACAGCAUGCAAGAUCGAGUAAUGCUCUUAGCUGAUAGCUCUGAAGAUGAAUUUUGAACCUGACUGCGGAGCCGUUGUGAUUUCCAAUGACUUUUUCAGGGGCUAGAGGAGAAGAGGGAGCAAAAGGAAGGCGUUUGUGCUGCAUCACUGCUAUCAGCCACCACGUGCCACUGUGUAGUGGUUUUUACAUCCUGGCAAAACAGGCAUGUUGUAUUCUAAAUGUAAUGCGCAAUGAUGUUUGUUUUUACACAGUAGUGAGAUUACACAUUCACACAGUGCACCUCAUUGAAAUGCAGAAUACGUAUUGUUACAGCUGGAGCCGAUACUAAUGGAUGAUGACUUUGUUUUGAUCACAGUGUAAUAUUUUUGUUCCAGCUGAUGGUAACUAAUCAUAAUUAUUGCUGUCACCUAAUUUCAGGAUGGAAACCUUCACCGAGAAUGACUUCUGUCCAAUUAGUUAACUGUAAAUGUUAUAUUACCAGAGCUAGAGUUUGUCAGUGCUAAAAUUAGCUGUUCUGCUUAAUUAACAAACUACACACUUGAACCGCCUCCCUUGUCAACAGGGAGAUGCCCAAGUACAGUCCAAUUAUAGACAUAAUAAUAGACUCAUUUGUACAUUCCUUGCCCCUAUUUCCCUUGUCCUUUUUAAAAAUCCUCCUUUUAACCGUGUUCCAUGUUUAGGGAAAACAUAUGGAAAUGGCAACAAAACAUGAUUCAUAGCCUAAAUAUUCAGUGUAGUUUUCGCCAGCAUUAUAACAGCACAACAAAUGCCACCGCCCGCACAUUGACAAAUGCUAAGAUGCUCUUUGCAUGAUCUCUUAGCUUUUAUUCAGUGUGCCGCUGGAAUAUCAAGCAGGCAAAAGAAACGGAAAAAGCAGGCUAGAGAGUUUUCAUCUUAAGGAGCUUGUCUGAUUAUUUGUUUGGCGUGGUUCACCUAUCAAGCGGAGCUCUGCCCUCUUAGCGGUGCUAGAGAAAUAAUAAUCGAGUGUCUGUCUCUUUUCACAAUUGGUAACUAACUCUUACAAGCGUCACAAACACCUGUGGCCCUCUGCAUCAUGGAAGGUGCAUAAUGCUGUGGCUGUGUCCUGUCAUCUGAUUGAUCAGGAAAGCAGGUGGUGUGUGGGAUACAGUACAGAAGGCAAACGAAGCACAGGCUGAGGGCUCAUGCGAAAGGAGCUCUCCUCCUCUUGAGCGCUGAAGAGGACCUCACCUGUGGCUGACAGAUUUUUUUGGACCAGAUUUAGAUCACGUUUAGAAGUUGUGCCAGCACCAGGCUGCCGUGCAUGUGACUGUAGAUGGCUCGGCAGUCACGGCUGGGGUACGUAUGGUUAUAGAUAGCAAAGGCCCCCAUCAGUGGGGAAGGGGAGGUCAAGGCUGGGAUACAUGUGGCCAAAUAGGAAAGGUAGUCAGGGCUGCAGUAUGUGUGAUUGUGGGUGCAAUGGGGUCAGAUUGGGAACAUGUGGUCACAGGCCAAAAGGCAGCUGAGGCUGGAGUGAAGGCAGCCAUGGAUUAGGAAGUUGUUAGGAUGGGGUGCGUGUGGCCAUAGGUGGAAAGGCAAUCAAGGCUGUAGUCCAUGCGGCCACAGGGGGCUGAGGCUGGAGGAAAGUGGCCUUACUGGUCAUUUCAUCAGCAAGCGUGAGCAGCAUCAACAUGUUCAGUUGAUUGCAAAAUAACACAGUGAAUUAGCAAAACACGUUUUUGGAACUGAACAGGAAAGAAGGGGCAUUGCUGCGGAGCUGGUUGGUUGAUUGGUUGUUUCGACCCAGAAUAUGUUUAUUACAUUUAUUGUUGUUGUGUUUUAAAAAAAUGCCCCUUAUUUCCUCUGCUCUGGCGUGCCGUGAGAUGGCUAUUUCAUUCUGCAGCCAUAUUACAUUUCUGCAAAAAUCCUUAGUCCCAAGUUGGAAAUUGCCCCUAUUAGAGGGAACCUUGACUAAAGCUGCUACGAGUCGAGGAGACAAGAUGAGUCAAGUAAGGUCAGGAGGCUGCUCAUUUCUCUAGCUCGAUCCCUUUAAAUCUUUGAAAGAAGUACGAGAGACGUGUUUGAAGAAUAGACAGGGUCUGAUUGAAUUCUUUGUAAAGGUGAAAAGGACUGGCUAAUUGCCAAGAUGCGACAUAGCAAAGCCUUGUAAGUUACACCAAUGGGGAUGAUACAGAAGCCAGAGAGACAGGGAGGCCCCACUUCUGCCCUAACACCCUGCCCAUACCCUCCACCCUGUGGGGGCCGGUAGCAUUUGAGUGUGUAAAUUCUAGCGUUGGCAUGCACAGAGGAUAGUGAUCAAACACUGCACGGGCACAUGAUUGUGCGGGCAAAGCUGAGACUUAUGCUUUGAAAAUCGGACUGGCUGCUGACUGUGCAGGAAACAGCUCACGUACCAACCAGCGUAUACAGUGCGAACCAGAAAAGUGGGAUUCCUCCUCUGCGAUAGUGGAAACGGAAGGUCAGUGGUCUGCAGAAUGUCAUGCACAAAUGUGAUGUUUAACAUCAAGCAAUGGAGUUUGCUCACCCAAACCGAGGUACUUUGCAGUAUCUCUUUCCCAUGUUACGGUGGUUUCCCUUGGGAGUGAAAGAAGGGACCAGCAGGAUUUGAAAUGUGCCUAUUGAUGAGUCUUCCAAUCUGACAACUCUGCACGGUGAGUCAGGAAUUUCUCAACGAACACACAGAAAAUAGAGGUGGACUAAGGCUAACCAGAGCCAGUUCCAACAAAAUGUUGGGGUCCCCCUGGAGAGUGUCUUCCUUCAAGCACCCCUCUGGGACAGACUUUCCCUCUCAGCAUCUCCAGAUAGACUCUUGUCUUCCACCCCUGGGUCUUUGGUCUUCCUGCCUUGCUAGGCAGUCCCAGAUCCCCUGGCAGCAAUCACCUAUUUGUUCUGUUGCCACUUGCUACUCUGCCGCUCACUGGUGCUCCUAGGUGUCUCUGUCCAUGAGGUCUGGAUCUCAAGGACCCUGCCUAAAUCCACACGGGAAACAUAUAGCAAUUAUUUAAAUUUAAAAGCGCCAGGGUUGUUUGUUCUUAUAACAAAUGGUUAGUGCCUCUUUCCCUCAGAGCUAGGGAUCAGUCCUAGCUAGGAGAAGCAUUUCCUCUUGAAAUGAAUGCCCACUCUUUUCUUUCUCUCUCUCUCUGAAGUUGCUUGGAGGAGGGGAGAUGGUUUUGGGAUGUUGCUACAUUAACGAAAUGAGGAACUUUGCUGGCUUAACUACCUGCUCCAGCUGGGGCGUCUGGUAAUGGGGAGGUCUUUUCCUUUGGACUUUUUGAGGAGGUGGCAGGGCUUGUGGCCAGGUCUGAUGGUGGAAGCGAAGCCUUCAGCAGAGUGACCUUCAUCCCGGCUCAGCUUAAUUACUGUUGUCUCAGCCGGAAUCAGCUUUUAGCAGGCUGGGAGUAAGAGACUGUACAGGCAACUGCGGGAUAUUUGUGGAAACUGUUCAUCCAUCUUAAAGGGGGAGGCGCAGGAAGAACGUAUGGGCUAAGGGCAUGAACCAUUCUGGAGGAGUGAGUGUAUCUGACUUAGGAGCUGCAAGGUUAGUAACCGGGCUCACUGGGCUCUUUGCCAGCGGCGAUGCCCUGGAAGACAGAUCUGAGCUGGUAGCGGGAAGCUGAGCUGCUGGGGCAGAUGAGAAUCAGAGGACUCGGGAUGGCUCAGUGAGACCCAGAAGGCUGGGAAUCAGCAGGGCUUUCUGCAAUGACAGCCUCUGCAUUGUGCUCCUGCUAGCGAUUGUUCACAAGGGGUAACAGCAGGGUGGGCUCUGUGCAGUAGAUGUCUAGCCUGUGUUGAUUGAGCAGGAAAAGAGGAAGGGUGGGGGUGGGGGAACCCAGUGCUAGGAAUGUUAAUAACGCUGCUGUGGCUGCACUGUGGCCUUGGCUACAUUGGCGCUUUACAGCGCUGCAACUUUCUCGCUCAGGGAUGUGAAAAACCAGCCUCCUGAUGUAAGCUAAUCCCCUCGUGGAGGUGGAGUACCUGCAGCGCUGGGAGAGCUCUCUCCCAGCGCUGGCGCCGCGACCACACUCGCACUUCAAAGCGCUGCCGCGGGAGCGCUUUGGAGUUUCGAGUGUAGCCAAGCCCUGAAAGGAGGCCAGGGCCCCUCAGGUGGGGAUGUCAGCUUGCCGGAUUGGAAAACCUGCGAGUGAGCCGCCCCGGCCUUUCAUUGUGCUAAUAAAGCCGUAAUUUGGGAAGCGCUAACUUUGAACGCUCAACCAUUUCUCUUUUCCCCCCCACUGUUAUUAAGUUCAUAAGAAAUUAAAAGGAAGGCUGCCUGUGGAAAUGAUGAAGCUGCAUUUAAAUGAAACAGCUGCAUGUCUCUCUUCUUGUCUGUCAUGGUGUGUUUGACAGCCAAGAACAGCUCGGGAAUAUCACGGAUUUUAUUCACUCUGCCCGUGCCAGGCGCGUGUGCUAACCACAGGGCUGUAACAGCUGUGUCUGAAGUACGGGUCUGACAGAUAAAUGCAAACGUCCCAAUGGUUAAACAGCACUUAGGUGCGGGAACUAGGGGUGCGGGAGGGGCUGCAGCACCCCCGGGCUUGAAGUGGUUUCCAUUAUAUCCAGGGUUUGCAGUUUGGUUCCAUGGCUCUCGGCCCCCCCCACUAUACAAAUUGUUCCAGCGCCCCUGCUUAUGGUGCGACAUGAGCUGCCGCAGCAGGAAAUUCCAAGCUCGCUGAGAUGCGCUACACUUCCUGGUCCUGUUCAGUGUCUGCCUUGUGGUCCAUCUGGGGGCCAGGGUGCAUCGUCCUGUGGAAAAAGCCUAUGGGAAGCAGCAGAGGGCCUGCGGAACUGUCAGGUGACGCUCAAGAGGACCUGAUCCAAAGCCAGAUGAAGUCGAUGGAAAGAUGCCCAUUGACAUCCGUGGGCUUUGAAUGAGGCUCAGAGUUUCCAGCUAAUCUGCCCUCCUUGCAGGGUGCUGGAGAGGAGGCAGGUGGCAUAGCCUUCCAUAGUGUUUGAAGGGAAAGCCGCAGUCCGGCAGAUGCAGGGACAUCCACAGAAAGGGCAUUUCCCUCCAGGCUUUUGUUCUGGGGCCCCUCAACAUCAUGACUCCCCUAGGAAUGGGGCUGUCAUUUGCCAGGCACGCCCUGUCUGGGCAGAACCAUCCUCUCAGGAGGGCUGCAGGCAUGCAGCGCAACAUAGUGCCGAUUCUAGUAGCACUGGUAUAGACAACUGCUUGGAGAGCCUCGCCUCUGAUGAAGAGCAUGCCACAAAAUCCAGCUGCAGCCUGGAUCUUGUGAUCCAGCUCCCGCUCUGCACAGACAAGGAGAGACGACGGCCAGGCCCAUUAUUAGGCUGCCAAUGAAAAAUCAUUUUGGAAUGGCUUUGGAAAGGAGGCCGGGCCUGAACUAAUGCCCAUUGAAGUCCAUCGGAGUUGGAGCUGGCCCUCAGUAUGCACGCACCGUUUAACUGCGUAUCCAUUUAGGGCCUGAUCCAAAGACAGACAGUGGAAAGACUUCAGAGGACUUUAAAAUUAUUUCCUAGACAGCAACCUGGGUUUCCCACCAGUAGCUGGACAAAUCCAUUUGAAACAAUCAGGAUUCAGGCUGGGUGGGAGUCGUGUCCUGUUGGAGUAGGGUGCCCAGAUAGCAAGUGUGAAAAAUCCGGACAGGGGGUGCAAGGUAAUAGGUGCCUCUAUAAGACAAAGCCCUGAAUAUCAGGACAUCUGGUCACCCUAUGUAAGCUGAAACUUCCCAUCUCUUAAGGCUUCUUGAUUUUAUUUGUACUUAUGUAUUAAAAUAAAUCACUUCUGGGUUUUUUUAAACUGCUUUUUUAAAAAUAUAACAACCGCACUUGUUUCUGGCCCUACAUUGCAACAGUGGACUAUCAGCCUCUGAAAAUAGGGGUGUAUCAUGAAAGCGUUGGCCCAGUUGUAACCACAGUGCAAUGGUCCCUUUGCUUGGCACGAGGCAGGUAGCUUGCUUCUGUUACUCACGGGUCCCUGGUUAGGAAUUUCAUGCUAGCACAAGCCACAAUUUAUUGUAGGCAUCACAAAAAAGAAUUUCACUGUUUAAAGUUUUGGUUCAAAUGGGAGGAACAGGCCUGCUUGAUGUGCAGUUCUUGUCAUGAAAAAACGUACCUUCACUGUACAGCUGCUGAUUUUAAAACGUCUAUCAUGCUGGAUGUUCACCUUCUAUUAGAUUGAUUUUUUUUUUUUUUUUGGACUGCAUGGCUUCCACAAAGUGCUAACAGCAGUCCCUUGUGCUUUACUGUGGUUUUCUAUUCCAAACAAAACCUACUGCUCAUAUUGUACCAAUGGAAUGUAGCACUUUGUUAAAUUAAAAUAUCAGAAAAUAAAAGCUGUCCAUCAUAUCUAA